AUGGCUUCACCGUGGAACUCAAACAUUCCACCGCCUCCAGGUACGACUGGCUCGUAUGGCUAUCAGCAAGUUGCGCCGAUAGUUGCCCCAGCUUAUCACCCAGUGCAAGUCCGACAAUCAUUUAAUCAAGCCCCACCCAUAAUGUAUAACCCAGCAGUAAUCCCCCCUCAAUCACCCCCUCAAUCAACACCUCCUGUCCAAAAGAAAAGGGACUGGCCACAGUCAGUUCGUAGCUACGUUCAGCGCUCAUUUGACGUCGCAUAUGCCAUCGAGGGUAUCGAGCGCACAGAUAUGGAAGACAUGUUAAAGAGGACCAUCACCGAAGCAUCCGAUACCGACACACUCUACACUCGUGAUUGGAACAACUAUCCACUUCCUCAACAAUUAAUUCAAAAGGAGCGUUCGAAGGCAACACUAGCAUGGCAACAGGAAUCCUUAAACUUUCAAUUAGCCGCUGCCGGCUUGUCUAUUUUGGGGAAGAAGAGAAAAUCUAUUGAAGGCAACAGUGAUGAGAACCUUACUGCACCGCCGCCGUGGCGUGGUAAUAAUCGCACUGGAACUGAUGAUCGUGCCAACUUGACGCCUUCCAAACAACGUUUCGAUAAACGACAACCAAUCCAGGACGAGCUCUCUUUCAAAGGUACAAGUAAGUUUCAAAAAAACCUGGAGAAGCGACAAAAACGAUUUGAUGGUGGCUAUAAAUCUACCUACAAAUCUAAAACACCAACGCCGGAACCAAUGAUGGGCCCUUUGAUUGGUGCGAAUACAUCUUUGGAGAAGGAGUACUUCCGUUUGACUACUGCACCCGUGGCUUCACAGGUUCGCCCUGAGUACAUAUUAAGGGAAACACUAGAUCUUUUGAAAAAGAAGUGGAAAAAGGAAGGGAACUAUUCUUACAUUUGCGAUCAGUUCAAAUCCAUGCGUCAGGAUCUUACCGUCCAGCGUAUCAAAAAUGAGUUUACUGUCACCGUCUACGAAAUCCACGCACGUAUUGCAUUAGAAAAGGGGGAUCUCGGUGAGUAUAAUCAAUGUCAGACCCAACUUCGGGGUCUCUAUGCCCAGAAGAUUGGAGGUAAUCCAGUGGAGUUCAAGGCAUAUCGUAUCUUGUAUUUCAUUCACACAGCUAACCGCACGGCACUAAAUGAUGUCAUUGCGGAUCUAACAAUAGCAGAGAAGGAAUCAGAAGCGGUAAUACACGCCCUGAGUGUACGUUCGGCGUUAGCCUUGGGAAAUUACCACAAAUUCUUUAGACUUUACCUCGACACCCCGAAUAUGGGAGCCUACCUUAUGGAUAUGUUCGCCGCCCGAGAACGCCUGGCUGCGCUGUCUAAGAUUUGCAGAACCUACAAACCUGAGGUCAAAUUAAGGUUCGUCACAGAAGAAUUAGGAUUCGAGUCCGAUGGCGAUGCUGCCCAAUUUAUCUGUGAUCACAACGGACAGGCCUUGCUAGUGGAGAAAGAUGGCGACCUUCGAUUUCUCUCUGGUCAAGCCGGCCAAAUCUUUGAGAACGCAAAAGCUGAAGCCUUCCGCGCGAUUGAUAUCAAGGGCCAAAUCUAA
Messenger RNA from Sclerotinia borealis F-4128, 1557 nucleotides. The record is from the annotation of a GenBank genome assembly. Lineage: Eukaryota; Fungi; Ascomycota; Leotiomycetes; Helotiales; Sclerotiniaceae.